CUUGUCUGGAGCGGACGCACCACUCCUGUCUCUCCAGUACAACCGACGGCUUGGCCAAAGGAGAAGAACAGCACGACUGGACCUGCUGUUGGUUAUUCUCCAGACUCUUAGCUGGACUUUAUUGCACGACACUGAGGGAAAAGUAGUCUUUAAAGUAAUUAUUCAUAAUAAUAUUCGUUUUUUUCUUCACCACAUUGCUGGGAAUUAGAGUAUAUAGCCAUGUCCGAAGUGCUGCCAUACAACGAAGGGAAGAUGAACGGCUACGGGGCGGACAGUGAAGUCAGUCAGAUCUCCUUCAGCUGUAGACUGCAAGACACGAACUCAUUCUUCGGAACAUCACAGUCCAAAAGGCCACCCAAACUCGGGCAGAUCGGCAGGGCAAAACACGUGGUCAUUGAGGAUGACCGAAUAGAUGAAGUUCUUAAAGGGAUGACAGACAAGUCAUCACCCGGCGUGUAAACUUGAACCAUUAUACCUCGUCAACCUUUUCUUUUAAUCACCGGUUUGAAGCACUUGUCGCCUGUGCAUGUGAACGAGAGGUGAAGAUGAUGAUUCAGUGUACGAGUACAGGACGAAGGAUAAAGAGCCGCUCUGGAUGAUGGGUUAAAAAGCAAGAUUCUAAGCUGCUGGCCACUCUCCAACCAAAACCCAUCCCGAACCACUGCUGUGAAGAAAGCUGCCCAAGAUUUCUACUCAUUUAGCCCCGUGUCUUGUAGAAGCUGUGGAUUUGGCUGUGAGAUUUCAUCCCAUCAACAAUACAGACGCCCCGAUUCAUAGGCGCCUAUCACAGUUUGAGCUGCUCGUUCAAGGGAGCUGUCCAGAUCAGCACCCGAUGCACAACUUGACUGUCUUUCCAGAGAAAUAAGCUAUAUUUCUAUAUCGCAUGGAAAUGGGAUGAUGUACGUAAUCGAGGCAAGAUUGAUUACAGGUUUUAUUCACUUCCUCCACAUCCAUUCCAUUUUCAAUCCUUGACUGAUCAUAUACCCAAAAUAGAGCCAACUCAACGCCAGCAAGGAAGAUCUGAAGAAUGACUUGCAAUGAUGGGAAAAUGAGAAGGAGAAUAACUUCUUGUUUGAUUUAUUGCGUCUUUUCUAUGACUUUUUUUUCUGUUAAUUUGGCGUUGUGUAUAGAUUAAUAUACAGUAUAUGGUUCUCUUUGCAUGAACUUUUCUCUUUGUGCCAUUGCGGGUGUUUCCAACUCUUUUAAACCCAGGCACGCUUGUUUUUACCGAAAUCAAUAUUUGUAUUUUUUUAUAUACAGUAUGAAUAUUUGUUACUCUGAACGAUGUUAUCGUCUGAUCUUGAAUAGUUCAUCGGCACUGACAGGGUAUGUGUAGAUACAGAGGCAUAAAACAUAAUCAUAAAAGGACAGACUGAAUGUUAUUUUGGGGAAGGGGUUUUCUCACAUCAGCAUUAACUCGCUUUUCAUUGCAAUAAGUGAUCAUGCCUUUGUUGAAAAUUAAACGGUUAGGUAUAAUUUCAGAGUAUGUUCAACAGCACUCUCACUUCGAUAAAAUCGAUGUUGGUGUUUGUUUUUUAAGAUUUGAGUCAUUUGUUUAUUUACAUGUUUUUGUAUUCUUUUCAAUUGUUUAGUGUAUAAUUUAUUGUGCAUGGUGUAUGGAUAUAUUUUUCGAGCUUAUAAAUAAUUUAUGAAGCAAAAAAAAUGUACACAUGUCUCAGCAUUCUAUACAAAUGAAUGAAUAAAUGAAUUCAGAGGA
Danio rerio (zebrafish) is the source of this 1717-nucleotide messenger RNA. It is a transcript of the gene camk2n2b, whose product is annotated as calcium/calmodulin dependent protein kinase II inhibitor 2b. NCBI's taxonomy places the organism in Eukaryota, Metazoa, Chordata, Actinopteri, Cypriniformes, Danionidae. Gene Ontology annotation, molecular function: protein kinase inhibitor activity. The record is from RefSeq and is marked provisional. Gene Ontology annotation, cellular component: nucleus; cytosol.